UCGUAUAUAAACACGAUGGAUUCUCAUCUAGCGUCAGUACAACAAAUAACUAAAAUGAAUAAGUUCUUCGUAGCUACCUUGCUUGCAAUAGUUUUUGCUAUUGCUCUUUUUGAAGUCAAUUCGCUACCACUGGACGAUGAAGUGGCUCCAGUGGGAGAUGAACCUCAUGGACGAGUUACCUGCGACGUCAUCGGUAGUGAAACUCUUUGUGCCAUCCGUUGCAUUGCCAUGGGACACAAAGGUGGCUACUGCGAAAAAGGAGUCUGCCAUUGCCGAGAUUGAAUACCUUCUUAGUAAAAAUAUUCCUAUUUGCGUAAAAGUCUGACAAAUGUAAUUUUCCUUGUGUUGGUUUAAAGCAAAUUAUAUUUACAGACUAACUACAUUGUUACCUACAAUAUACUUAAGUAUGUUAAUGACAUUUUGUUAGUUAAUCAUCAUUCAUCAUUCACAUUGAUACAUAUAAAUAAAUGCUGGUUUUAAUUUUA
Molecule: messenger RNA, 485 nt
Organism: Zophobas morio
Lineage: Eukaryota; Metazoa; Arthropoda; Insecta; Coleoptera; Tenebrionidae
Product: U-Asilidin(12)-Dg3b-like
Exons: 2
Coding region: 16-282 (88 amino acids)
Biological process (GO): defense response
Source: RefSeq, a predicted model, not a curated record